This is a messenger RNA of Sphaeramia orbicularis (orbiculate cardinalfish), 1122 nucleotides long. RefSeq names its product tetraspanin-1-like. The record is from RefSeq and is a predicted model, not a curated record. The transcript has 8 exons. NCBI's taxonomy places the organism in Eukaryota, Metazoa, Chordata, Actinopteri, Kurtiformes, Apogonidae. Gene Ontology annotation, cellular component: plasma membrane. The coding region runs from base 86 to 838 and encodes 250 amino acids.
GCCUUGUUGAGCAGACACUCCUGACUUUUCAGACAUCAGCGACAGACACCCCUUCAGCCAGCAGUGUGAAAAAACAUCAGCCAAGAUGUGUUGCAAGGGCUUCCUCAAAAUUAUGAUGUUCAUCUUCAAUGGUGCCAUCUUUCUGGCAGGUGCAGCCAUCCUGGGUGUGGGGGUAUGGGCGAAGGUGGACACCGGGUCCCUGCUGGGCUUCCUGAGUGAAGUGGAUGGCGCCCCACCAGGGUUGGACCAGCUGGUUAACGUCAGCUACCUGCUCAUCGCUGUGGGCGCUGUGCUGCUGGUCAUCGGCUUCCUGGGCUGCUGUGGAGCCAUAAGGGAGAGCAGGUGUAUGCUGCUGAUGUUCUUCUGUAUUGUCCUGAUUAUCUUCAUCGCUGAGGUUGCAGGAGCUGUGAUUCUGCUGGUCUAUCAGGGUUUGGCUGAGGACCUGGUUGGAAGUCUGGAGAAUCAAAUCAGGAAAGAUAUUUCUGAAAACUACGGACCAGACAAUAGUGUGACCUCUCUCUGGAACGCCACCAUGAAAGAGUUUAAGUGCUGUGGAUUCACCAACUACACUGACUUUGACGAAUCUCCUUAUUACACUGAACAUGGUGGACUCUUUUACCCCGUCCAAUGCUGUAAUGGUACUUUAACUGAGAAUGGACCAUGCAGUAAAGUUAAUGCAGAGAUAUCAAAUGUUGAUGGGUGCUACAGCAAACUGGUGCAGUUCAUAGAGGAAAAUGCUGUGAUUAUCGCAGCGGUGGCUCUGGGCAUUGCUGCUCUUGAGGUUGCAGCCAUGGUGGUGUCCAUGAUCCUCUAUACGCAGGUUGGCUCCAAGGAUUAAUGGGAAUGAAAUAACAACACUGUAAUAUCUGUGCCUCUAAGUUGUUUCCAUUGUAUAAAUUGUGUUAUCUUUUUUGUAUUUGAUGAGCGCUAUAAUUGUGUCAUUACACAUGUGGUGUACAUUUUAUUUAUGUUUUUAAAAAUGUUGUGAUCAGCUGACCGUAUGUGCUGAAACAUUGGUGAUAUGUAAUGAUGCACAGGAUUUGUAUGACUGUCUCAGCUGCAUCCCUUAUAUAAACUGCAAUAACAUGAUAGAUAGAAAUAUUUUUGUAUGUUCGAUCAAAU